GAAUUGCUAUUUAGAUUUUUUUCUUUGUUCGCCCAUUUGAUCUGUCUCUGUAAUGAGUGACUCCUUUAUCAUAGCAAUAGACUUUGGUACUGCCUACAGCGGAUAUGCCUUCAGUGUGUCACCAAGAGAGGCACAAACUGAGCCCAUUCUGAAGACCUGGGGCAAGAAGUAUGGAUUUGACACCCCGAAGACUCCGACCUGCAUUCUUUUUAAUGAAAAAGAAGAAUUCAUUACGUUUGGUUAUGAUGCCAAAAUGGCGUACUGUAAAAUGGGUAAAACAGAGUCACAGGAAAAAUACUUCUUUGAAAACUUUAAGAUGUCUCUCUAUGGCACACAACUCGAUAGAAACAUGAUGAUUCCAGCAGCAAAUGGAAAGUCGAUGAAUGCCCUGAAAGUUUUCACAGCGGCACUGCGCUUCCUAAAGGAAGACGCACUGGACACCAUCAGCGCCCACACAUCAGGGCGGCAGUAUAUUGCCUCUGAUUUCACCUGGGUGCUGACGGUACCUGCUAUCUGGGAUGUUGCAGCAAAGCAGUUCAUGAGAGAAGCAGCAACUGAGGCUGGCAUUGUAACAAAUGAAUCGGCAAACCGGUUGGUAAUAGCACUGGAGCCCGAGGCAGCAUCAGUCUGGAGUAAGAAGCUCCCAGUUGAUGGUUUCAUUGCAGACAACCAAAACAAGGACACACUAGAGCAGGCUCCAGGAACACAAUACAUUGUUGUUGAUUGUGGAGGUGGUACUGUUGACAUAAGUGUACAUGAAGUGCUGUAUGGAGGAGCCCUGAAGCAGCUGCACAAGGCUUGUGGCAACAAUAUGGGAGGACAAACGGUUGAUGAAAAAUUCAAAGAUUUCCUCAAAGAAAUAUUCUUAGAUGACCUCUGGGAUGAGUAUGAAAAGAGUUAUCCUAGCGAGCUUCAGAGAAUCAUGUAUGACUUCACUGUCGUCAAACAAGUGGAUGACGAUGCCACAAUCCUUUGCCCAUUUAACUUGGCAGAAUUAGCUAGGAAAAGGCAAAAUAUUGAUAUGUACUUCAAGCAGGUGCAAGGUGCAUCCUGGGAGGAUGGAGAAAUCAAAAUCUCAAGAGAGAAAAUGAAAUCUUUCUUUGCUGAGAGUGUAGGCAAGAUCACCAACAAUCUCAGAGAAAUCUUGAAGAAAGGUUUCGAAAUCCAGUACAUUCUGUUGGUGGGGGGCUACGCUUCAAGUGAUGUUCUGCGCAGGUACAUCACCAAUCAGUUCACUGCUCAGUGUAAAGUGCUGUGCCCUUACAGGGCACAGGAGGCAAUUUUGAAAGGAGCUGUCAUGUUUGGAAAAACCCCGGAGGUUGUGGCAAUCCGGAAAAGUGCUUUUACUUAUGGGAUUGAUGUCUGGCAGAUAUUUGAUGAGUCCAUACAUAAGAAAGAAAAGAAAACCUCAAAUAAUGACGGGCUCUGGUGCCGUGAUAUUUUCAGGAAACUGGUGGAAAUCGGUGAAGACGUAGGUUGGGAUGAAACCAGAGAGCACAUUUUCCAUCCAGUAGAUGCAAAUCAGACAUUUGUGAAUUUUGCAUUUUAUCGCACAGAGAGAGAAAAUCCAAUGUAUGUUGAUGAGUGGGGCCUGGAGGCUGUUGGUUCGGUUGAUGUUAGCAUGCCUUUGACAGAACGUGGCCGAAAUCGGAAAAUCAAAUUGGAAAUAAAGUUUGGCUCCACAGAAAUUCAAGCCACAGUCACUGACGUUGAUUCCAAGUGUACAGGUAGAACCAACAUUGAUUUCAUGACCAAAGCAUGAAGAUAGAUGUUUGUAAUAAUAUGGAAAUUCAACCAUCUCCUCAGUUGUUUCUUCAAAAGCUAUUGCAUCAACAUCAUACACACAGGUCAACAGAUAUUAAAGAAAGAAGACAUGACUCUGUAUGUAUUUAUUGUUCAUUACUGCUUCAGGAAUACAGUAUCCCAAACAGAAGGCUCAGCCAUUGCAACCAUGUCAACUCACUUCACACAUACAACCCCUGCAUGUAGUUAGUGCUAUACUCAUUAUAAUGCAAUGUGUCACAGUCAUAAUCAUAGUUGCUAUGAGCACAUCCAUGACAGCGACAACAAUGGCCACAGCCAUGUCAUCUCAUGGCAACAGUCUUAAUAUAACUAGUUGUAUCUACCAACAAUAGUACAGUACAGACUCGCAGCUUUAUUUAUGUAAUGCGGAAUUAUUGUGAAGGAAUGUGAGCGUAGUUCAGAAUACAAAUUCCCACAACUUGCUUCGUUAUACACAUGAAAGAGGCAGGGUUGUGUACUUGACUGAAAACUUUAUGUUGGCUCUAUGAUCUAUUGUAACUUAAACAGUUAUGUUUGUUUGUUUUUUCUGCCAAUAACUCCUGGAUGUCUUAAACGUCCUACAUAUAGACUACAUUUCAAAUUUUAUUUUAGACAUAGACAUUUUAUUAUGCAUGUAGACAUCCAUCCAGUUAAAUUCCCAAAGAUGCAGUUUAACAGAAUGUGUUAAAGUGGUAAUUGGAAAAAUAUGUAUUUUAAAUGCUACGAAAUAUUAUAGGUGAUAUGACUUAAUGUUUUUUAUUUCUUAUUUACAUCGUACCAGUGUGUGAACUGGCACAUGAAACAA
Messenger RNA from Seriola aureovittata, 2587 nucleotides. RefSeq names its product heat shock 70 kDa protein 12A-like. The record is from RefSeq and is a predicted model, not a curated record. Gene Ontology annotation, molecular function: ATP-dependent protein folding chaperone; ATP binding. The transcript has 4 exons. The coding region runs from base 53 to 1762 and encodes 569 amino acids. Lineage: Eukaryota; Metazoa; Chordata; Actinopteri; Carangiformes; Carangidae.